AUGGCCUUCAAACUUAAAUUGAAAGUUCCUUCUAAUGGUGGUGGGACACCUAAGGAGUCUAGUAAAUCCACAGGAGGUCCUAAAUUAAAGAUCAAACCGCCACUGGGAGGACCAAAGUUAAAGAUUAAAGAACCAACAGCAGGAAUUUCUAAAAAGAAACAAAAGCUGCUGAAGGAAAAGGAAAAGGAAAAAGAGAAACCUAAGAAGUUAAAGAUUAAUCUAGGUGGAUUAUCAAAGGAUAAGGUAAAGGUGGAACCAAUGAAAUUGAAGCUUAAUCCUGGUUCUUCAUCUUCAUCUUCAUCAUUAAAAACCAAAAUGUCAUCAGAAGUUCCUUCACUUAUCCAACCAACAGUUAAAUCUAUCCCUAAAGUUAGAGUGAAACCAACUAGAGUUCCUGGGGAAGGGUACGAUUCCGAGGCUCCAGAUUUGGAAGAUGAUCCAUUAAUUGAACAAGGAUUCAUUGUACGAUUUCUUGAUGAUGCAAAUUUGGAUCUUGUACAUAAUGCCGUUGAUUCAGGAGAUUUAUCAGAUAUCAAUAUUAAAUGGAUCACGAAAGAUUGUGCUAUUGUGAAUAUAAGGAGUACAUUAUAUCUGGCAAGAUUACUUGAUCUUCCAACUGUUACCGAGUUGUAUAAGACAGUUGAUAAGAAGAGUAUAUUUAAAACAAUGGAUGUAUGUCAGAUUCUUCUUGUUCUUCGAAUGGUUGACCCCACUGAUUUGAACAUGGAAAGAGAUUUUGAGCUCAGUGCUGAUAAAACAUGCAUUCAUCCAUUGUACAAGAUCCCACAAUCAGAAAUAAAACCAUCAAGAACUGUUUAUCGAGAUGGGUUGAUUUAUCCAUAUGAAGAUGUAUAUAGAAGAUUUCGACAACGUAAGGUUGAUCAUCGUGUUCUUGAAGAUAUUCAACUGAGAGUAGAUGAAUUGAUUCGAAUGGAUGAAGAAGCUGAAGAAUGCCAUUUUGAAGUGAUUGAUUUGAAGAAACAGAAAUUAGCUCAACAACAACAACAACAACAACAACAACAAUCAUUCGAUCGUUCGAACAUUUCUACUCCAAGAGAAGGCAUGACACCUACAUAUGUUGAAAAGAGUGGUGGAAGUGCACAAGGUAUGGAUAUCGAUGAUGAGGAGGGAAUUGAAGAUGAAGAAGAAGUGGUGGAAGAAGAAGAGGAAGAAGAAGAUGCUGAUUUGGAAGAAGAAUUGGCCAAGGCAUUGGAAGGUGGAGAUGAUGAAAUGAAUCUUGGAGCGGACGAAGGAGGUGAAGCGGUGCAAGAUGAAGAGGAUGAAGAUGAUGAAGAUGAUGACGAUGAUGACGAUGAUGAUGACGAUGAUGAAGAGGAGGAGGAAGAAGAUGACGAUGGUUCGAAGGCAGAUAAGCAACAUGCAAAGAUGUUGGAAGAAGAAAUCAAUGAUUUGGAGAAGGUGGUGGAGAAGCAUAGAGUUGGUCUUGAGACUGCAACCCAUAAGAUGAUGAAGAUGAAGUUCCAGGCCAGUUAUAAGACUUUGAAGGCAUCAUUGGAUGCCAAGAAGGCCGAAUUAGCCAAGAUUGUGAGCGAACAACAACAUACACAACAAAAACAAACCCAAGCUAUGGACUCACAUCAUCAUGAAAUCCCUGCGGAACAAGUGAAAGAUCGGAAUAAGAGUCAACAUGUGGACCAAGACGACCAGGAACAAGAUCAGGAUCAGGAUCAAGAUCAGGACCAGGACCAAAAUGAUGAAGACUCAGAUAAUAUUGAUGACAUGGAUGAUCUUUUCUAA
This is a messenger RNA of [Candida] anglica, 1758 nucleotides long. NCBI's taxonomy places the organism in Eukaryota, Fungi, Ascomycota, Pichiomycetes, Serinales, Debaryomycetaceae. The record is from the annotation of a GenBank genome assembly.